AUGGGUUACUGCCCCAAUAGCAGAACUCGCCAACAAUAUCUCAGACAGGGCUAUCGAUUCCCAAAGGCAGCGAGCACACUAGUACGGAAGCCGAAGACCUUCCUAAACGGACCCGUUUCUUCAUCUGCACGCUACCUGCAUGGGCCGUUCUCUUCUGAUUUCAUUCCAAACUUGAUAUUGGCGGGUUGCCUCUACUUCCGUUCCCUUGAGCAACAUUCGGCAUUGAAAUCCUCUCCUACCAUUCUUUUGGCACUUACUCGUUGCACCUCCAACUUUACCUCCCCCACAAUGAGGUCCUUCCAUUUUUUGCCGCUUCUUCCUUUUGCACUUGCUGCGCCCCCUCUCGUCGAUCCAUAUCUUGAGAUGUGCGGCAUAUCCAUCACAUACUCCGCCAUAACGAGCACUCUUCUACUACCACCGCAAACAAUCUCUCUCUGCGAGAAUUCGAGCAAUUGCGCCAUCCCUACCAUUGGUGCUGGAGGAGGCUCCCCCGCAGCUCCGCAGGCCACCGCCACCCAAGCCCCUGGGGGCAGUCCUCCUGCCGGGCAGCCUGGUUCUAGUCAAGCUCCCGGAGGCAAUCCCCCUGCCGGGCAGCCUGGUGCUAGCCAAGCUCCCGGCGGUAACCCUCCCGCCGGACAGCCUGCUGCCAGUCAAGCACCCGGAGGCAGUCCACCCGCCGGACAACCCGCUGCCAGUCAAGCUCCCGGCGGUAACCCUCCCGCUGGGCAGCCCGCUGCCAGUCAAGCACCCGGGGGUAAUCCCCCUGCCGGACAACCAGCUGCCUCUGGUGGUUCGAAUGGCAAUUCGCCAGGCGCAACAGUCUCUUCCCCGGCGGGCUCUGGUAAACCCUCCUCGGUAUCGGCAUCUUCCGCAUCUCGGUCAUUUGGUUUCAAAUGGAAUGAGCUUUGUGUCAUGGGAUUCGCCGGCGCAGUCACUCUUUUUCUGAGCCUGGUAGUCUAA
Messenger RNA from Colletotrichum lupini, 960 nucleotides. RefSeq names its product WSC domain-containing protein. Bases 1 to 960 code for a protein of 319 amino acids. The record is from RefSeq and is a predicted model, not a curated record. NCBI's taxonomy places the organism in Eukaryota, Fungi, Ascomycota, Sordariomycetes, Glomerellales, Glomerellaceae. The transcript has 4 exons.